AUUUUAAAUAUUAUCCAAAUUAAUUAAGUUGAAUUUUAAAAAAUUUCUAAAAUAUGCUAAGAGAAUGUUGAAUUGACCGUUACACCGCAAACAGCACUGCAUCAACAUUUUGCACGUUAUUUGCAGUUUAUAUCAUUAUAUUACUAUUGUUUUGUUACGUUUAUUCGAACGUAAUUAGAAAAAAAAACCCUCCCAAUGAAUCGGUUGUUGACCUUACUCUGUCAAAAUGCGGAAAUUUUGGUUAAAAGUAUAAAAUAGGUUUAAAAAUUAAUGCAUGGUAAUAUUUAGUGAAAUUUUCUGCCAUGUGUUAUUAUAAGUAUUGUUUAAGAACCACUUUCGCGCGGGUAAAGUGACGUGAUAUAUAUGUGAUAAUUAAUAAUACGUAAAAACUUGUUAUUGUACAAGGCGUUUGCAUUUUUAUAAUUUAAAUUUGUUUACAAUGGAAACUAAAGAAGAAUACCAUGAUCCUGAUUAUCCUGAAGCUUCUGUGUCUACCCAGGAAGGGUCCUCAAAUUUAACAGAAAAGGAAAAGAUAGAAAAAAUCAAAAACAUAAUACUAAGAGAGUUUGGAAAUGAGUUAGAAUUAAGAGAAAAUGAAGUCAUGCUGGCGAAUCAACGUAUGCAAAAGGCACGGCGGGUGUUAUGUGAGCUGCGCUACCAGCUGGUUCUGCGCUACUACAAGGACCAGAAGUUACAGCUGACUCCUGUCCACCUCCAGGAUGAGGUGGUCGCACAGAAUGAGCCCCGCACCAGGACUGAGGUGACAUCCCUGCUCAGAGAUGGUCAGCGUCGGAUCCACCCCUCGCUGCGGAAGUUACUAGGAAAGAAGUCUGUGGACCUGGAAGAGAUCUUAAAGAUCAGGGAGCCUAGAAAGAAGGCCAAGAAAAAUUACUCGGCUAUGAUACAUAGUCGUAACUACACCGUAGCAGCUGAUUCCACAAAGUCCCUCCGACCUGAAUCACACAAACCACCUGAGGAGAAACCUAUGAUCCCUGAAGAAUCGGAAACUAUAGACAAACCCAAGAAAAUACCACGCCAUCUGGAUCCCAAGGUGGAGAAUGUGGUGACUCUGGUAGAAGCCACCAGGAACCAGGUGAAACACCGAUACAGAAUCAUUAUAGGUAACACAUCAAAGUACGCUCCGGGCGCGUCGUCAGCGGACAGGUCGACGCACACGUGGCUGCUGUACGUGCGCGGUGCGGCCGCCGUGCUGCGCGCUGUCGCCGUCCGCCUCCACCACUCCUACGCCCCGCACCAUCUCGUGCGCAUUGACAAGCCGCCGUUUCAGGUGUCUCGGCGCGGCUGGGGCGAGUUCCCGGCGCGCGUGGAGCUGCACUUCGCCCUGCCCGCCCGCAACCCUCCCGCCGCCCUCGACCACACCAUCCGCCUCGACCGACACCGCACAGGACUACAGACACUCGGCGCAGAGACAGUUGUGGAUGUAUGGCUGUACAGUACUCCAGAAAUGUUGGAACAUGAAUACAAAGAAGACAUUCCCCCCAGUCUGCCGCUGGACAUAGGAGACAAGGAAGACUCCAGUGAUAAACAGACGGAUGAUAAUUCCACCGAACCCACCGAUGUAACAGAUCAACUGAAUGAUACAAAUAAUUCAGAAAAAUUAAACGACAGUUGGUUAGAAUUCUUCUCAAAAGACAGCACAGAAUUGAAUGUAGAUGAAAUGUUAAUAAAAGACGAAGAUAUUAAAAAGGAGGCAAUGGAUUAUGAAAGUAUAGAAAAUAAUCCAUCUUUAGUUUUAAAUGAUAAAUUAAAAAUUGAAUCAAAUAGUGAAACAUCCAUUUUAUACAAUCAACUAACAAAGGAAUCCAAUAAGGAGGUUAAACUGGAACCCGCAGAAGAAUUGCCAAACGAAAUAUUGAAGCAGCCGGAAUGCUUUAAAAAGAGAAUCAUGAAAUAUAUGGAUCCAACAACAAAGAAAAUAUAUUAUUUAGAAAUGGACAGAGAAUUAGAUUUGUCUAAAGUUCAAGAGAUUGUUAUAAAUUCACAGGGUAAUGUUAAAACUGCAAAAAUCAGUCCGAUUAAAUCAAACGGACUGAAACAUGUGAGGAAAUAUAAAAAUAAAAUGUCAAUAGUCAACCAUAACAAUGUUAAUGAAACUUUUAAUAAUUAUUCUCAUAUAGAGAACGAUCAUUGUUAUGUGAAAACAUCUACACAAAAUAUCAUCAUUAAACAGGAAGAAAUGCAAGUAGAAAAUGAUAUGAACAAGGAUAUUCAGAGGCCUUGUGAUGAAGGCAACUUGUACAACAUGCUGUGUGCCGCUGUGUUAAGGUUCCCUUGUGUCAGAAUGGCUGUCAGCUACCUCCUUAAGAAGAUCCCUCUCAUUACAGUCAAAGCGAAAGAUCCAGAUUUUGUUAAAUACUUUCCAUUUGUUGUUGAAAGUGAAGAUAUAUAUUGGAAGUUAGAUUUUGCUAAGCGAAGAAAUAUAGAAUGGUCAAGAGCAAAGUUAAUCAACAAGUUGAUGGUACAACUGCUAGUGACGGAUGAUCAGAUUUGGAGGACAAAGCAAAUCCUCAUUUACUCCAGACUGCACGGCUAUCACCCCGUAAGGAGUGAGAGCAUCCCGCAGCCCACUAGCCAGGACUGGUGGACCUCCUGGAACCUCACAGAUACCCACCACACCGACACACUGCCAGAUAGUUCCUCAAACUGGGAGUUUAACUCAUUAACUAUAUUUAAUGGUGAUGAGUUUGCAAACAGUUCCAUGUCAGAGUCAGUUAUAUCAGAAUCUGAUGAAGAAAUAGAUAUAGUGAAUAGUGGUAGUGCAGUGAAAGUGAAAAGUGAAGUGAUUCCAGAGACUAGUUUGGAAGUGAUGCCCGUGGAGAGUGAGGAGGACAGGCUGAGGUUCCUGUUUGUGGAGAAGAAGUGUGCGGACAUUGGUAUAGAGCUUAGGAAUGAAGAUGUGGGGAAUGGAUACUCAUACAGCGCAGUGCACGCGGUGCUGGUGAGCGCAGUGCGCAGCCUGGCCGAGGAGCUGGUGCGGUCAGCGCGCGCCGCCGCACUCGCCCCGGACCCUCCUGCACCACCUGCACUGCCCCACGUCUGGACGGGGUCAGGGCGCGUGGUGUGUGCUGGCGCGCGCGAGGUGUGCGCAGGCGCGCGUCGCUCCAGCCGGCUGCAGGCGCUGACAGCGCGCUGGUUGGCCGCGCCGGCCCGGACGCCGCACACGCUAUAA
This is a messenger RNA of Papilio xuthus (Asian swallowtail), 3190 nucleotides long. It is a transcript of the gene D12, whose product is annotated as YEATS domain containing 2 homolog D12. The transcript has 10 exons. Bases 440 to 3190 code for a protein of 916 amino acids. Lineage: Eukaryota; Metazoa; Arthropoda; Insecta; Lepidoptera; Papilionidae. Gene Ontology annotation, biological process: regulation of DNA-templated transcription. The record is from RefSeq and is a predicted model, not a curated record.